UUGCACCUGCCACCGGUAUUUCUUCGUCACACUUGAGAGAGUCCUUUGUCAAAAGGAUGAAUCUCCCUAUAUAAGUGAGCCCCGCGAUCCAUGCCUCAGUGCAUUUUUGUGACCGGUAUAACUUCGUAUAGCAGCAAUGUCCACGCAUCUCUCCGCGGACAUUUUGAGUCUACUCGACGGUCCUUCGGACCUGGAGUGCAGUGGUGUUGUGGCACACGCCGACCCACUCCCGUCUACAUGUACUUCGCUCUCUGCCGCCGGUGGAAAUCCACCGGUCGUUAAGGCCAAGGCGAAGUCAAAGAAAUCAACCAGAUCCUCGGACGAGGUCACCAGACAAGAGUUUGCGUCUCUUCAAGACAAGAUUUCAACGAUGGCAGACGCAAUGCAAACUCUCCAGUCUACAGUCUUGGCUUCGUUGGGGAACCCGCCAACGAAGAAACAAAAAGUCGACCAUGCAGUAGCAGACCAAGCAGCAAGCUCAUCGAGCGACGAGUCGUUUGCAACGGGCCAGCUAAUCGACAACCUUCUCAAAUCCGAUGCCGAUGAUAAUUCAUCAGCCGGGGUACUCACCGCAGUAGAACAGUUCUACUCUGGAGAAGAUUCUGGGAACAAGGUUGACGAGAAACUAGCGGGCGUCAUCAGCAAACUACUCCGCAAGAAAACAUCAGAAGAGAAGGUAGCGGAGAAACUUAAUAGUUUCAAGCGACCAUCUAACAUUCCAGAAAUGGAUGUUACCAGAGUUAAUCCAGAAAUCUGGAAUUCUCUGCAGUCCAAGACAAGAUCAAUGGACAUCAAACUACAAAAGGUUGAACAUGCAGCACUGAAAGGUAUGGUGCCCAUUGUGUCAUGCAUUGAGACUCUAAUGAGUAACAAGAGCGUGGAUCACAAAACGCUUGUGACUAAUCUACUGGAUUCAAUGGCUAUAAUUGGCCAUACCGUCACCCAGCUUAAUUUCAGGCGUAGAGAGCUUAUCAAGCCCGAUUUGAACCAGCAGUAUUCGUCUCUUUGUUCUGCACAAGUGCCCGUAACCGGGCUCUUGUUUGGAGAUGAUUUACCCAAACAGUGCAAAGAUAUUCAAGAAACGAAUAAACUAGGCCAAAAAUUUGGCCAGCGUUCGAGUUCGUCUGCUGCUCCGAAAUCGGAUAGAGCAAGACAAAGGGGAAAUGCUAAGACUUUCCACACGUACAGCGGGCAAACGCGGCAGGGAAACUCCAGUCGCCCAAAACGUUGGCAGAAAAGAAAGCCAGCACAGACACGGCAGCAGUCCGAUGCCAAGUAAAAUCGGUGAGUGAGCACCAAUGUGAUAACACUCAGGUUGUGGGGUUAUUGGCAGGUAAACUCGCAAAUCAUAUAGCCAA
Patiria miniata (bat star) is the source of this 1358-nucleotide messenger RNA. RefSeq lists its product as uncharacterized. The transcript has a single exon. The record is from RefSeq and is a predicted model, not a curated record. The coding region runs from base 137 to 1279 and encodes 380 amino acids. NCBI's taxonomy places the organism in Eukaryota, Metazoa, Echinodermata, Asteroidea, Valvatida, Asterinidae.